Oncorhynchus tshawytscha (Chinook salmon) is the source of this 2811-nucleotide messenger RNA. RefSeq names its product cobalamin trafficking protein CblD. Gene Ontology annotation, biological process: cobalamin metabolic process. The transcript is spliced from 9 exons. Lineage: Eukaryota; Metazoa; Chordata; Actinopteri; Salmoniformes; Salmonidae. Gene Ontology annotation, cellular component: mitochondrion. The record is from RefSeq and is a predicted model, not a curated record. Bases 210 to 1118 code for a protein of 302 amino acids.
UGGUUCCUGCAGUUAACCCACGUUACGGCACAUGUGCGCGUCAAAAGCGAUGUGACGCAGGCAAUAUUGCAGGCCAGCUAUAAACACAGAUUAAAACGAUUGAGUUUACCAACGUAUUUUAUAGAUUUAUGCAUGCAAGAAGGGGAUAUUUCUUCAAGGUAUAUAUUUAAGUUUUACAAGUGGACCACAGAAGAGAGAGGCCCAACAGGAUGGCCAGUGUGCUCUGUAGUAGAGCCAGGCUGGUGACAUACCUGCCAGGGCUUCACGUACUUGUCCGGCGGAUCGCUGGACCCAACCAGAGAACAUUCUCUGGUGCUGGAUCCUCUGGCUCUGAUGAGCCUCGAUUAGCCGUCACACCCCCUGACCUUGGUCACAGGACAGUGUGGCCUGAUGAGAACAUGGGUCCGUUCGGGCCUCAGGACCAGCGCUUCCAGCUGCCAGGUAACGCAGGCUUCGACUGCCACCUGGAGGGCACAGCAAAACAGAAAAUUAAAGGCCCAGUCCACCAGACAGUGCCCGAUGUACUGUCUGCCCUCUCCAGCAGCGAGAGGUAUGAGUUCCUCCUGGCUCAUGUUGUCGGAGAGUUCCAAGGGAAAGAGGCCACUCCCCCAGAACAAACGGUCAACAGAACAGAACAGUACUUUGAGAACUCCAAUGUGGAGUGUGCCAUACAGCCCUGCCCUGAGCUGCUGAAGAAAGAGUUUGAGUCAAUGUUCCCUGAGGCCCCUAACAACAUCAUGACGGUUGUCACAGUGACCCAGAAGACGCAGAAUGACAUGACAGCGUGGUGUGAGGCAGUGGACAAAGAGAGGGAGUUGAUGCUAGAUGAAUUUGUUGCUGGUGCCAAAGAGAUCUGUUAUGCCCUGAGGACAGAAGGCUUCUGGGCUGACUUCAUCGACCCAUCGUCAGGCAUGGCGUUCUUUGGGUCGUACACCAACAACACACUGUUCGAGACCGACGAGCGGUACUGUAACCUGGGCUUCAGCAUCGAGGACCUGGGCUGCUGCAAAGUCAUCCGCCACACCUUGUGGGGAACACAUGUUUUUGUGGGGACCGUUUUCACCAACGCACCUCCCGAUAGCCAUAUCAUGAAGAAGCUGCAAGGGAACUUAACCUGAAUGAUGGGAGAGUGUCUGGCAUGUGGUUGCUAUUAUACCUUGAUGUGUCAUGGCUCUACACAGGCCUCAACUACUGUUUGGAGAGUUUGUUGUUCACAUUUCUAUAGAAACCCUCAAAAUAGUACUAUGGUGAAAUAUCCACACACAUGGUCCCUGAGGGAAUUACCAUUAGAGUAUAUGUAUUUUUUUGUGUCUAUGUGCCAGACAGUGUUUUUUGCCCUUCGGUGUGUUGUGGUUGAAGGCCUGAUUUUGAAAAGGGUCUCUCUUGCAAAAUAGAUUUUUAUCUCAGAGACUUAACUGUAGAAAUAAAGGUUAUAUUGAAUGUGAAAUAGAAAGUGGUUAAAGGUGGGUUGACUCUGUCCAGUUAGUAGAAUAAGUCAUGUAGUUAGAUAUAAAGGUGGGUUGACUCUGUCCAGUUAGUAGAAUAAGUCAUGUAGUUAGAUAUAAAGGUGGGUUGACUCUGUCCAGUUAGUAGAAUAAGUCAUGUAGUUAGAUAUAAAGGUGAGUUGACUCUGUCCAGUUAGUAGAAUAAGUCAUGUAGUUAGAUAUAAAGGUGGGUUGACUCUGUCCAGUUAGUAGAAUAAGUCAUGUAGUUAGAUAUAAAGGUGGGUUGACUCUGUCCAGUUAGUAGAAUAAGUCAUGUAGUUAGAUAUAAAGGUGGGUUGACUCUGUCCAGUUAGUAGAAUAAGUCAUGUAGUUAGAUAUAAAGGUGGGUUGACUCUGUCCAGUUAGUAGAAUAAGUCAUGUAGUUAGAUAUAAAGGUGGGUUGACUCUGUCCAGUUAGUAGAAUAAGUCAUGUAGUUAGAUAUAAAGGUGGGUUGACUCUGUCCAGUUAGUAGAAUAAGUCAUGUAGUUAGAUAUAAAGGUGGGUUGACUCUGUCCAGUUAGUAGAAUAAGUCAUGUAGUUAGAUAUAAAGGUGGGUUGACUCUGUCCAGCUAGUAGAAUAAGUCAUGUAGUUAGAUAUAAAGGUGGGUUGACUCUGUCCAGUUAGUAGAAUAAGUCAUGUAGUUAGAUAUAAAGCUGGGUUGACUCUGUCCAGCUAGUAGAAUAAGUCAUGUAGUUAGAUAUAAAGCUGGUUUGACUCUGUCCAGUUAGUAGAAUAAGUCAUGUAGUUAGAUAUAAAGGUGGGUUGACUCUGUCCAGUUAGUAGAAUAAGUCAUGUAGUUAGAUAUAAAGGUGGGUUGACUCUGUCCAGUUAGUAGAAUAAGUCAUGUAGUUAGAUAUAAAGGUGGGUUGACUCUGUCCAGUUAGUAGAAUAAGUCAUGUGGUUAGAUAUAAAGACAAUAAGUCAUGUAGUUAGAUAUAAAGACAGUAAGUCAUGUAGUUAGAUAUAAAGACAACAUGGGGGAUCUGCUGCUGCACCUGACUUGGGUUGAUCACCUGCCAUUUUUUAUCAGAAGAUAAAGGUUUACUUUUCUGAUGUCAUGAGAUGAAUCUCAAGAGCUCUUAUUUGAUCUAUGUUACCUUCAGAAUAGAGACCUCGUGUCUUGUUCACAGGUCCUGAGAUCCAGUUAACCCUCAAAUCCUUGAAUAUUGUGCUCGUGACAGUAAUCAGUGCACUUGGGUCUGAAAGAGACAGGUAUUGUCUCGCUCUACAAAAUCAGCUGUUUUAGAAAUGGGUCUGUGAUUCUUGAGGCUGCUUUUAUCCAGAAGUUCACACGUGAAAUGCAAUAAACGGAAUAAUCUUGUCAA